This is a messenger RNA of Durio zibethinus, 2118 nucleotides long. The record is from RefSeq and is a predicted model, not a curated record. Lineage: Eukaryota; Viridiplantae; Streptophyta; Magnoliopsida; Malvales; Malvaceae.
CAGUAAAUUACCAUAUCCCACACAAUCGAAAAUCACUAAUAAAAAGAUAAUUCACAUAAAAGUAAAAUGAGAUCACUGCCGUUCAUACUCUGCUCACUCUCUCGCUACCAUCCCCACUCUCAAACUCCCUCUCCUCCUCACCUUAUCGUCUUCCUCCGCUCCAUGGCCACAUCCGCCGCUGCUGACCGCAUCAGCCCAUCCAACACCCGGGUGGGCUGGAUUGGAACUGGCGUAAUGGGCAGAUCUAUGUGUGCUCAUUUAAUCAACGCCGGCUACAGUCUCACGGUCUUCAACCGAACCCUCUCCAAGGCCCAACCCCUCGUCGACAUGGGCGCUCGCCUAGCCCAGACCCCCCACGAUCUCGCUGCCCAGUCCGACGUUGUUUUCUCCAUCGUUGGCUAUCCUUCGGACGUCCGCCAAGUCCUCCUCGAUCCCACUGAUGGAGCCCUCUCUGGCCUCCGUCCCAGCGGCAUACUCGUUGACAUGACAACAUCGGAACCUUCCCUCGCCGUCGAAAUUUCCGCCGCCGCCUCCUCCAAAAACUGCUCCUCAAUCGACGCCCCCGUCUCGGGAGGCGACCGCGGUGCCAAGAACGGGACCCUCGCGAUAUUCGCUGGUGGAGAUGAAGCCAUCAUCCACCGCUUAAAUCCCCUCUUUACCCUCUUAGGAAAAGUUAAUUACAUGGGUCCCAGCGGGAAAGGUCAAUUCGCGAAAUUAGCAAAUCAAAUCACGAUAGCAUCAGGGAUGGUGGGAUUAGUAGAAGGAAUUAUUUACGCCCAUAAAGCAGGGCUCAAUGUCGCAUCGUUCUUAGAUGCGAUAUCGACGGGGGCAGCUGGCUCAAAGUCGUUGGAUUUGUACGGGAGCAGGAUUUUGAAGAGGGAUUUCGAACCGGGUUUUUUCGUGAACCAUUUUGUUAAGGAUUUAGGGAUUUGUUUAAAGGAGUGUCAGAACAUGGGACUUGCUUUGCCCGGUUUGGCUUUGGCUCAGCAGCUUUAUUUGUCCCUUAAGGCUCAUGGGGAAGGAAAUUUGGGAACCCAAGCUCUGAUUCUGGCUUUGGAGAGACUCAAUAACGUGACCCUAAAUUCUUAAACCUGGUAAACUGUUAUGUUAAAUUUCUAGUAAUAGUCCAUUGCCGAUCCGUAUUCAAUAUUAUGGCAACUGAAAAUUGUGUGGUGUUAUCGUUUGUUGCAGUCUAUAAAAAAUUCAGUUUGGUCGACUUGAUUUUGAUAGCUUAUUGUUUUUAUGUGCUGCCAUUUACAGUCUCUCGAGAUAAGCUAAUUUGCAACCUUAUAUUUUUGCUGCUACACUUGCUUUUUACAUCUCAGCUGUGGUGCAAGCAAUUAACCAUUAAGUUGUUUUAGCUUGAGUCAUUUGAUGAUACCUGUUAUUAUAAAAUUGGAAGUAAAUGGCCUGGAUGCCAUACUGCUGAAGCCUUUGUUGAAAAAUUGUCAAACCGCAGUAUCGCUUUUGCAUUUAGGCUUUAAACGCUGGUGUAGUUCAGAUUUUAGAGAGUCGUCUUCUUUAUUCAUACCUGAUUUGAUGGAGUAGUGUGUAUAUAUGGAAGUUGCAUUUGUUUCUUUUUCUUCGAUAUGAUUUGAUUCAGGCCAAGAUAAUAGAGUUAAUGCUAGCGAAACCUGAAAGGUCACAAGUUAACAUUCCCCCUUUCCCACUAUGAGAAAGAGAACAAGGCUUCAUAUGCCUAGCCUGUAACCUUCCCGCUUUAAGACUAUUUAUCCCCCAUUCUGCGAAGUUGCACCUCUACUACUUAGUGGCUGUAUCCAUCCAUUAUCUCCUGCUAGGCGGAAUGUGAGUGAUGAAUGAUCUAUAUGCUAUAGUCUUUAUUUGUUCUCCACUUGAAAUGAUAAGUUGAAUAGCAAGGACCAUCAUUUUUUAGUGGAACUGGCAUUUUUUGUGCCUUGGUAGGCAUUGUUUAGUUUCUAAGCAGCAAACAAGAGGAAGGGAUUGGGGGAGGGUUAUAAUUUAUAGAGAUGCUCUGUAAUAACGAGGCAUGCCUCAUGUUGCAGGGCAACGUCAUCUGAUCAUGUCAUGUUAUAUGACAGAUGACUUGCUUUAUCAUAGAUUUCUUAUAGUAAUACAAUCUUCAGCAAUGGACAUCGA